CGGAAGUGCCGCUCCGGCCGCUCCUCUAUGGUUCGUUCCUCCCCCUCCGGGCGGCGCUUUCACAUGACCGAAACCCACGCGGGAUCACGUGAUCGGAACGGCGCGUGACGUCACUGUUUGCGGAAGUGCCGGUGCGGAGCCGGGUGUCCCCAUGGAGCUGCUGUUCGGGCGGCGCCGCACGCCGGAGGAGCUGCUCCGGCAGAACCAGCGCGCUCUCGCCCGCGCCGUGCGCGAACUGGACCGGGAGCGGCAGAAACUGGAGCAGCAGGAGAAGAAAAUCAUCGUGGACAUCAAGAAAAUGGCCAAGCAGGGCCAGAUGGACGCCGUGCGGGUCAUGGCCAAGGACCUGGUCCGCACGCGGCGCUACGUGCGCAAGUUCAUCGCCAUGAGAGCCAACGUGCAGGGGGUGGCCCUGAGGGUGCAGACCCUGAAAUCCAACAGCGCCAUGGCCAGCGCCAUGAGGGGGGUGACACGGGCCAUGGCCACCAUGAACCGACAGCUGAAGCUGCCGCAGAUCCAGCGCAUCCUGCUCGAGUUCCAGAAACAGUCUGAGCUCAUGGACAUGAAGGAGGAGCUGAUGAACGACGCCAUCGACGACGCGCUGGGGGACGAGGACGACGAGGACGAGAGUGACGCCGUGGUGUCCCAGGUGCUGGACGAGCUGGGGCUGAACCUGACGGACGAGCUGGCCACGCUGCCCAACCCGGGGGGGUCCCUGGCAGCAGGGGAGGGCCGUGGGGGCGCCGAGGCUGCGGCCGCGCUCGCCGACGCCGACGCCGACCUGGAGGAGCGGCUCAAGAACCUGCGCCGGGACUGAGACUCCAGCCUGGGAUCCCCCUUCGCUUGGGAAUUUGUUGGGAAUUUGUUGGGAUUUUUUGGGAAUUUUUUUGGGAAUUUUUCCCCCUUUUUUUGCGAUUUUUUGGAGAUUUUUUGGGGGGUUUUUGGCCAUCUCGGAAGGGGGGACCGUUAAUGCCCCUUUAAUCCAAUUUUGGGGGGAUUUUCCAUUUUCUGCCCCAUUCAAAGUCUGACCACCUUAAUUUGGCAGUUUCCCCCCUUUUUGGGAUUUUUUGGGGGAUUUUUUGGGAAAUUUUUUGGCCAUCCCGGAGGGAAAUUUUCCCCCCUUUAUUCCAAUUUUUUGGGGGGUUUUCCAAUCUCUGCCCCACUCAAAAUCUGAUCUCUUUAAUUUGGGAUUUCCACCUAUUUUAGGAUUUUUUUGGGAAUGUUUUGGGAUUUUUUGGGGGAUUUUUCUGGGAUUUUUUUGGGAAUUUUGGGGGAUUUUUAAUGGAUUUUUUCCCUUUUGGGAUUUUUCCCCCCUUUAUUUAAAUUUCCCUCCCUUUAUUUAAAUUCUCUCUCUUUAUUUGGGGUUUUUCUCUUUUAUUUAGUAUGUUUUUUUCUGGGGGAUUUUUGGCCAUUUCCCCUCUUAUUCCAAUUUUUGGGUGCUUUAUGGAAUCUGAUCCCCCCCCAAGUGGAAUCUUCCCCUUUUUUUUGGGAUCUUCCCCAUUUUUUUGGGGAUUUCCCUCCUUUAUUUGGGAUUUCCCCCCUUUAUUUGGGAUUUUCCCCCUUUAUUUCAAAUUUUCCCCCUUUUUUGGGGAUUUCUUCCCUCUUUUUUUUGGGAUUUUCAGGGCUUUUUUGGGAUUUUCGAUCCCCCUGGGGCCUUUCCCCCCUUUUUUUGGGACUCUGACACUACUUUUGGGUUAAUUCCCCCCUUUUUGGGGUCUUUCUCCCAUUUUGGAUUUUUCCCCCAUUUUUGGGGUUUCCCCCUCCCCCAAUAAAAUUUCCUUGGACCUGCA
Molecule: messenger RNA, 1790 nt
Organism: Oenanthe melanoleuca
Lineage: Eukaryota; Metazoa; Chordata; Aves; Passeriformes; Muscicapidae
Gene: CHMP2A
Product: charged multivesicular body protein 2A
Exons: 6
Coding region: 152-817 (221 amino acids)
Biological process (GO): late endosome to vacuole transport; protein transport; endosome transport via multivesicular body sorting pathway
Cellular component (GO): multivesicular body; ESCRT III complex
Source: RefSeq, a predicted model, not a curated record